AACGCGCUUACUCCGCGGCGAUGCGAGAAACAGUAUAAAUGCCCGGCACCACCCUCACUCUCAACCAUUCAAGCGAUCUUCAGGGUCUCUAGGUGAAAGUGAAGUUUUCAUUCGAGCGAUCAAUCUCUUAUAGAGUGUUUCUCUGUCGCGAUCUUGAUUUUGCUUUCGUUUCUAGCAAAAUGGGUGUUCAUGAUACGGUGUUUCUGUCCGCUACUACUGCUGUGCUUCUGGUUUUGAUGAUCCAGAGCUCGCUCGCUGCUCGUCUCCCUAUCAAGUCGGACGUUCCAUUCGCCCAAAACUACUAUGUGAGAUGGGCCGACGAUCACACGAGAAUGCUCAAUGGCGGCACCGAAAUGCAUCUUGUUCUCGACAAGGCAUCAGGUGCUGGAUUUGGAUCCCGGACCAAAUACUUGUUUGGUCAUGUUAGCAUGAAGAUCAAGCUGGUCCCAAAGGACUCCGCCGGGACCGUCACGGCAUUCUACAUGUCCUCGGAGACCGACAAGCACGACGAGCUCGACUUUGAGUUCUUGGGCAACACUUCGGGGCAGCCAUAUAUCGUCCAGACCAACGUUUUCGCCAAUGGCGUUGGAAACCGGGAGCAGCGACACUACCUCUGGUUCGACCCCACUCAGGACUUCCACAGCUACUCCUUCCUUUGGAACAAGCAGCAGAUCAUAUUCUACGUGGACGAUGUCCCUUUGCGUGUCCACAAGAACAACGAAGCCAUUGGGAUCCCAUUCCCGAAGACCCAGCCCAUGGGGAUCUACUCGAGUCUGUGGAAUGGAGACGACUGGGCUACUCGCGGCGGCCUGGAGAAGAUCAACUGGGAUCACGCUCCAUUCGUGGCGGCGUACAAGGGAUUCAGCGUGGAUGCUUGCGCCGGGGGUGUGGAGUCGUGCAGCGCUCCCAGGGGCAACUGGUGGGAGCAAGAGGCAUUCCAGAGCACCGACGAGGAGACCAAGAGCAAGCUCAAGUGGGUCAAGGACAACUACAUGAUCUACAACUACUGCACCGACAGCAAGAGGUUUCCCACAACUCCCGCGGACUGUGGCCAGUUUUAACUUUCGAGCGAGAUUCUAGGACGGGAAUUUCUUGUAAAUGGAAAGAGAUUAGCAUCUUGGUUGUAUAGACAUUCUUUUCAUUCGAAGACUUCUAGCUUUUACCAGCA
This is a messenger RNA of Selaginella moellendorffii, 1168 nucleotides long. Its product is annotated as probable xyloglucan endotransglucosylase/hydrolase protein 5. The record is from RefSeq and is a predicted model, not a curated record. Gene Ontology annotation, molecular function: hydrolase activity, hydrolyzing O-glycosyl compounds; xyloglucan:xyloglucosyl transferase activity. Bases 180 to 1061 code for a protein of 293 amino acids. Gene Ontology annotation, cellular component: cell wall; apoplast. The transcript is spliced from 3 exons. Gene Ontology annotation, biological process: cell wall biogenesis; xyloglucan metabolic process. Lineage: Eukaryota; Viridiplantae; Streptophyta; Lycopodiopsida; Selaginellales; Selaginellaceae.